AUUUAAAGGUAACUACUUACAACACAAUUCAACUACCUCGUACUAUGUAGGCCAAGUUCAACGUUUAGCGCAACGUUUCGAAAUUGUUUGGAUGAGGUUGAGAACCUAACCAUGGUUUCUUCUUAGCCCUUGCUUUUACCAAACUCGCAUUUAUCUCUUUGCUGUUUGCAAUUGCCAAAAAGAAUUCAAUCCACUUUCUUAUCUCUCCAUCCGUAAAAUCCAGAAGGGAAGAAAGUGAGAGAGGGGGUACAAAAAAAGUCGUUCUGCGGCCACGAUAUAAAUCCCUAUGCCGGUUUCGCAUUGUGUGCUUCGCUUGCAUGUUGUUUGUAUUCUUGGUAUCAAAUUGCGGUACUCGCUUCUGGGUCGUGUUGGCGAGGCAUGGCGGCCAAGAAACUGUGUGAGUCUUUCUCCAAAAGCUUUAUCGAGGAGGUGCAACGAUGGGGGUGUAUGAAGCAGACUGGGGUGAGCUUGAGGUACAUGAUGGAGUUUGGGUCCGAUCCCAGCCACAGGAAUUUGCUAAUCUCCGCUCAGUUUCUUCACAAGGAGCUCCCCAUUAGAAUUGCCAGGAGGGCCAUCGAGCUCGAAAGCCUGCCUUAUAGCUUAUCUGAAAAACCUGCCGUUUUGAAGGUUCGAGAUUGGUAUCUUGAUUCUUAUCGCGACCUUAGAUCCUUUCCCGAGAUCAAGGACACAAAUGAUGAGAAGGACUUUACUCAAAUGAUUAAGGCAAUCAAGGUGAGACACAACAAUGUGGUCCCUAUGAUGGCUUUGGGGGUUCAACAGUUGAAGAAAGACAUGGAUCCGAAGAUCGUCUACGAGGAUCUUGAUGAGAUUGAUCGGUUUCUAGAUCGCUUUUACAUGUCAAGAAUAGGGAUUCGCAUGCUUAUUGGGCAACAUGUGGAGUUGCACAAUCCUAAUCCCCCUCCUCAUUGUGUGGGUUAUAUACAUACAAAAAUGUCUCCAUUGGAGGUAGCACGAACUGCCAGUGAAGAUGCCCGUGCUAUUUGUUUGCGCGAGUAUGGCAGUGCCCCCAAUGUUAAUAUAUAUGGGGAUCCUAUUUUUACAUUUCCGUACGUUCCAACACACUUGCAUCUUAUGGUGUUUGAGUUGGUCAAGAACUCCUUGCGUGCUGUCCAAGAGCGUUUCAUGGACUCGGACAAAGUUGCACCUCCUAUUAGAAUAAUAGUGGCUGGUGGUGUAGAAGAUGUUACUAUCAAGGUAUCGGAUGAAGGAGGCGGCAUACCAAGAAGUGGGCUCUCCAAAAUUUUCACAUAUCUUUACAGCACUGCAAAAAACCCAAUGGAUGAGGACUCAGAUCUUGUUACUGCUAAUGCAGUGACAAUGGCUGGAUAUGGAUAUGGACUUCCAAUAAGUCGCCUGUAUGCUCGGUAUUUUGGAGGAGAUCUCCAAAUUAUCUCUAUGGAAGGAUAUGGGACUGAUGCAUAUCUCCAUCUCUCUCGCUUGGGAGAUUCGCAAGAACCAUUGUCAUGAACCUAAGCUGCAGCUCUAAAAAGUCAACAAUACAUUGCAGUUUCAUGAUAACUCAUGGAAAUAUAAAAUAAUAAAACGAGGGCAAAUGUUUGGAUGUAAAAGAGACGGAUUACUGUCAAUUUUCAAGCCUAAUAAAUUGGCAGUUGCGUA
Juglans regia (Persian walnut) is the source of this 1638-nucleotide messenger RNA. Its product is annotated as pyruvate dehydrogenase (acetyl-transferring) kinase, mitochondrial-like. Gene Ontology annotation, biological process: regulation of glucose metabolic process; protein phosphorylation. Gene Ontology annotation, cellular component: mitochondrion. NCBI's taxonomy places the organism in Eukaryota, Viridiplantae, Streptophyta, Magnoliopsida, Fagales, Juglandaceae. The transcript is spliced from 6 exons. Bases 379 to 1488 code for a protein of 369 amino acids. Gene Ontology annotation, molecular function: pyruvate dehydrogenase (acetyl-transferring) kinase activity. The record is from RefSeq and is a predicted model, not a curated record.